Messenger RNA from Perca fluviatilis (European perch), 3806 nucleotides. RefSeq names its product matrilin 3b (gene matn3b). The coding region runs from base 84 to 2606 and encodes 840 amino acids. The transcript is spliced from 16 exons. The record is from RefSeq and is a predicted model, not a curated record. Gene Ontology annotation, molecular function: calcium ion binding. NCBI's taxonomy places the organism in Eukaryota, Metazoa, Chordata, Actinopteri, Perciformes, Percidae.
AGUACAGUACAGUCAGCUGUGGAAGUGGGCCGAAGUGCAUCCAGAACAGAGGCGGACGGAACACAACUGUGCGUGUAGGCAACAUGACCUCAUUAAUGUGGGGACUGCUCUGUGUCAGUGGCAUCCUGGCAUCGGCAGCUCGGGGAACUUUCCCACAGUUUGGGUCACGCAACCGGCAGAUCCACUCAAUUAGCCCUUCAAUCCCACGAGUUUCCCCGCACGGCCCUCCAAGGGUCUCCCAGCGCUUUGAAGAUAUCAAAUCUAUUGAACAAACCUCUGACGAACUGAGUGCUGAAACUUUUGGAGAGGUCCAGCGGGGCGGUUCCACAGCGCGAGCCUUCCAGCAGCAGCAGGGUGCCCGAACAGGUGCCAACAACCUGGAGCAGGAGAGGAGAGCGGACAAUGGAGCUGGUGGCACUAAUUCUAGGUUUAAUCGCUAUCAGUCCUCCCAUCACCAGCCGUCUUCACAGCUGCAACACAACGCUGCACCAUCUGCACCCUGGCAGCCCGCUCGAAAUCCGAGUGGCUCUCUUGCAUCCAUCAGAACUGAAGCAGCAACAAGAGCGAAUUGCAGAAAUCGUCCUAUAGACCUGGUCUUCAUCAUAGACAGCUCCCGCAGCGUACGCCCUGCCGAGUUUGAAAAGGCCAAGGAGUUCCUGCAGCAUAUGGUGGAAAGCUUGGAGAUCGGCUCGGACGCCACGCGGGUCGGCCUCGUCAAUUAUGCCAGCACAGUGCAGAAUGAGUUUCAACUAAAGACCUAUUUUGCCAAGUCUGCCCUGAAGCAAGCGCUAGCCCGUGUUGAGCCCCUCGCUUCAGGCACCAUGACAGGCAUGGCCAUCAAGACUGCCAUGGAGAAAGCUUUCACCGCGGAGGCAGGGGCCCGAGCUAGCUCGGCGAACAUUGCCAAGGUAGCCAUCAUAGUGACAGACGGGAGGCCCCAGGACCACGUAGAGGAUGUAUCAGCCGCAGCUCGCGCAUCUGGGAUCGAGAUCUACGCAGUGGGAGUAGACAGAGCGGAUAUGGCGUCCCUGCGCCUCAUGGCCAGCCUCCCACAUGAUGACCAUGUCUUCUAUGUGGAGACCUAUGGUGUCAUUGAGAAGCUCACUUCCAAAUUUAGGGAAACCUUGUGUGGUUUGGAUCCGUGUUCUCAGGGACACAAUUGCCAGCACAUUUGUGUCAACAAUGGCAACUCAUACGACUGCAAGUGUCGCAAGGGCUACGUCUUGAACCCGGACAAGAAAACGUGCUCACGUUUAGAUCCAUGUUCCCAAGGACAUGACUGCCAACAUAUCUGUGUCAGCAAUGAUGACUCAUACAUCUGCAAAUGUCAAGUGGGAUAUGUGUUGAAUGCAGACCAGAAAACAUGCUCACGUUCAACUACAUGUGCCCAGGGACAUGACUGCCAACAUAUUUGUGUUAACACCGAGGAUUCUUACAUCUGCAAGUGUCCUUUGGGAUAUGUAUUGAAUGCUGACCAGAAAACAUGCUCACGCUCGGAUCCAUGUUCCCAUGGACAUGAUUGCCAGCACAUCUGUGAAAACAAUGAUGACUCGUACAUCUGCAAAUGUCAAGUGGGAUAUAAGUUAAAUGCAGACCAAAAGACGUGCUCACUUUCAGAUACAUGUUCCCAGGGACAUGACUGCCAACAUAUUUGCAUCAGCAAUGAUAACUUGUACAUCUGCAAAUGUCAAGUGGGAUAUGUGUUAAAUGCAGACCAGAAAACAUGCUCACGUUUGGAUAUAUGUACUCAGGGACAUGCCUGCCAACAUAUUUGUGUCAAAAAUGGUCAUUCUCACCAUUGCACAUGUCAUGACGGAUAUGUGUUGAAUGCAGACCAGAAAACAUGCUCACGUUCAGAUCCAUGUGCCCAUGGACAUGAUUGCCAUCACAUUUGCAUAAACAGUGAUGACUCUUACAUCUGCAAGUGUCGAGUGGGAUAUAUUUUGAAUCCAGAUAAGAAAACAUGCUCACGUUCAGAUACAUGUGCCCAGGGACAUGACUGCCAACAUAUCUGUGUCAGUACUGAUGACUCGUUUGUCUGCAAGUGUCGAAUGGGAUAUGUGUUGAAUGCAGACCAGAAAACAUGCUCACAAUCGGAUACAUGUGCCCAGGGACAUGAUUGCCAGCAGAUUUGUGUCAACAGUGAGGAUUCCUAUAUCUGCAAUUGUCGUGUGGGAUAUGUGUUAAAUGCAGACCGGAAAACAUGCUCAAGUUCAGAUGCAUGUGCCCAGGGAAAUGACUGCCAGCACAUUUGUGCCAACAAUGGGAACUCUUACAUCUGCAAGUGUCAAGUGGGAUACGUGUUGAACAUGGAUCAGAAAACAUGCUCUCGUUCAAAUGCAUGUGCUCAGGGACAUGACUGCCAGCACAUUUGUAUCAACAACGGUGACUCAUACAACUGCAAGUGUCGAGUUGGAUAUGUGUUAAAUGCAGACCAGAAAACAUGCUCACAGGAAAUGAGAGGUGAAACAACUCAAGAUGCCUGCAUGUGUGAAGCUCAGAUUGUGUUCCAGAAAAAAGUACAGUCAACCAUACAGGAGCUGAGCAGAAAACUAGAUGAACUUUCAGACAAAGUGAACCUGAUUGAGGGCCAACAGCAGUAUUAAGGACAGUGAUGAAGACGUCAGAAGACGUGUUCAGGACUAGCAAUGUAUCCAAUUCUUUUGACCAACAGAAGUCAUCUGUAACCCUCAAAAACUCUUCAUGUUUCAGUAAAUAUGUUUGGUAUAGUUCUUCAUGGUAUUGAUUUUUCAUGCAGUAGUAGAAUGAUUGUUUUAUAUUAUAAAACCUGCAUUUUGCAUCCACAACAACUGUUAUUACUUCUUACAGUAAAGUCACAUGUAACUGGUGUAAACGUUUACAUAUACCUGUAUCUUUGUAAGAAAAGCUACUUUCUUUCUGGCAGUGUAAGCCAUUGAGAUGAGUCUCAAACUACUGUAUGUAAGAUAAUUAGGUGAAGUUUUGGAAAAUGGAGAAGUGCAAACUUCUAAAAAGAAAAACAAUGUAUAAACAUGUCAAAAGUUUACUUUCAUAAUGAAUGUUUUUGGUGGAAAAAGUGUUGUACUACAUCCUUGUUGUGUAUCCACUGCUCCGAGAGCAUUUCUUGGUCAGUGUUCUUGAUAGAACACAACAGAACAACUAAUCUCUCAUACAAUAAGAGCAUUGUUGUUACCCCUCUGAUUGCAGCAUUAUUAUGCAGAGAAAAGACCAAAAUAAAGCCUGAUCUAAUUGGCCCGUGGUAUUGUUACAUCACAGUGAUUACUAUAAUACUUUUCUUUGAUACCAGAAAGAUUGCAACAACUAUGUUGUUUGGUAAUUAUUGUUUGUUUGUAACAGGUCCAGGACAUGUACAAUUGUUUUAGGGGGAGAGGGAAAACAGUUUAGGAAGUUCAAGGGUUAUAGGACCGCUUCAAUACUCUGCACACUUGGCAAGUCUUGACCAAAGUCUAUAGUAGCAGUCCUAGCAAUUAUAUACUAUUUCAAUGCACUAAGUUUUGAAAUUGUGAGAUUUUAAGAUCCACUCAGUUUUUUUUGCAUCCAGGUAUUUUACUGCACAGUACUUUCUUCAUACAAUACACACACGUAUUGUAUUUUCUACUUCGUCAUAUAUCCAUGAAACACAUUAAAAAGAGUAUUUGUGGUGCAAGGUCUUUGUGUAAACUGACAGUUAUGUGCAUAGCCUACAUAUUAUGGUGCUUUUGUGAUCAAAAACUGUCUCGGUAUUUGUGUAUCUGUAUCUGUAUUUUUUUCUAUUGGAUGUAUAGUUGCACAUGGAAAAUAAAUAUUCUAAAAGAAUGGCUCCUAUA